This is a messenger RNA of Cucurbita moschata (crookneck pumpkin), 1207 nucleotides long. RefSeq names its product transcription factor ILR3-like. The transcript is spliced from 5 exons. Gene Ontology annotation, biological process: intracellular iron ion homeostasis; regulation of DNA-templated transcription. Bases 186 to 890 code for a protein of 234 amino acids. Lineage: Eukaryota; Viridiplantae; Streptophyta; Magnoliopsida; Cucurbitales; Cucurbitaceae. Gene Ontology annotation, molecular function: DNA-binding transcription factor activity; protein dimerization activity. The record is from RefSeq and is a predicted model, not a curated record.
GUGACGGAGGGGUGACGAAUCUAUCUUCCCCACGGCUACCCGCCACCACUUCUUUCCCUUAUUCCCCAAAUCCGAUUCAGAUUCUCCAUUUUUUCUCCUCUCUCCGUUAAAUUUCAGCUUCACUUCUUCAAUUCCAACGAAACUGAAGCUCCAAACAUCGCCCUUCCUGUUGAAUCGCCAUCGACAUGGUAUCCCCUGAAACCACCAAUUGGCUCUUCGAUUAUGCGUUAAUGGAUGAUAUUCCUGUUGCCGAUGCAAAUUUCUCUGCCCCCACUGCCGGCUUCUCCUGGUCCAUGCCAACGCUCAACGCCUCCUCCAAUGUCAGCACGGAAAUUGAAGGAUCAUUGUUCGAAUCGGAUGGCCUGAAGGAGCCUGGUUCAAAGAAGAGGGUCAGAACUGAAACAAGUUGCGCAUCUAGCUCAAAAGCAUGUCGGGAGAAGCUGCGGAGGGACAGACUAAAUGACAAGUUUCUGGAAUUGGGAGCUAUUUUGGAGCCCGGAAGACCACCUAAGACCGACAAGGCUGCCAUUUUGAUUGAUGCUGUUCGAAUUGUCGCUCAGUUACGUGGUGAAGCGAAGAUGUUGAAAGAUUCAAAUACAAGUCUAUCAGAGAAGAUUAAAGAGUUGAAGGCUGAAAAGAAUGAGCUUCGUGAUGAGAAGCAGAGGUUAAAAAUGGAGAAAGAGAAGUUGGAGCAGCAACUAAAAGACAUGAAUUCACAACCUGGCUUCUUGCCUCCAGCCAUCCCUCCCACUUUUGCUGCUCAAGGCCAAGCAGCUGGAAACAAGUUGGUUCCUUUCAUCAGCUACCCAGGAGUUGCCAUGUGGCAGUUCAUGCCACCUGCAGCGGUCGACACCUCACAAGAUCACGUACUCCGCCCUCCUGUUGCUUAAUUAGGCAACCUGAAAACGAGGGGCGGUUUGAGAUUGCACAUUCUGACUACCCCAUUUGUACUGAUUCUACCAUUAUUCUCGACUCGACGCUUGUUUCAUAUCCUUGUUUAACUGGAUGAUGAUAUGAUGGCUAUAUCUCGACUGUAUUUGCAAGUUGUAGACUUUUUAUGGAAUCAAUGCUGGGUUUUAGCUGUAAGAAUGUGAAUAAGUUAAACCAGCAUGUGAAUGUUGAUGAGAAUAGGCUAACAAUGGGAUGUUUUUGCCUGCAAUACUGCUAGAGACUGAUUUUUCUUGGAUGGCUAGUGAACUGUACAUAU